UACAUGGGAAGAAUUGGAAAAAAGUAGAAGAAUAUGUUGGUACAAGAAGUGGAGCAUAAAUUAGGUAAUAUUGAAAUCGAUUAUUUACAUAGGUCUCAUGCUCAGAAAUUUUUCAAUAGACUUGAGAAAGAAUUUAAUAAAUAAUUUAAUGGGCUUAAGAGUUCAGAAAUUAAGUAAAUUUUUGAGAAUAAAAUGUUUCAUUAAUAUUCUGAAGGAGAAUCAAUUUAAAAAAAAUAGAAAAACAACUCUAUAAUGGGUAUGACCUCAUAUCUUUUAUAAUUUUAUUUUUA
Messenger RNA from Paramecium sonneborni, 290 nucleotides. Lineage: Eukaryota; Ciliophora; Oligohymenophorea; Peniculida; Parameciidae. The record is from the annotation of a GenBank genome assembly.